UAGCGGUAAUUUCCGGUCGAGGGUCCGACUCUAUGCUCUAUCAUGCUGACAAGGUACUCCGUUGUGAACCUGGCUUGGGGGCUCUAAAGCCGAUCAAAGGUGAUGCAUGAUUGUGAAAAUAUGGCCCAGUUAUUAAGAUGUUAUCCUUCAGCUCUGGGUUGCUAUUCAUGGAGACACGGCCGCCACGCAUCCACGCUUGGCCGACUCCACCGUCGAAGAUCAAUCUACAAUCUUUAUUGUUUCAAGCCUCCGCGACCACACGCUUGAAUCAGAAUGUCUCAACUCAAAUUGGUCCAUUACCUCGGUCGUCUCGAAAGCGGCCGAUCCGCACAAAGCUAAUAUACUCAAAGGACGCCACUCGAUGCUCCCUAUACAACAGCAUCGUCUCAUGUGCUGUGAUCCGUCAUAACUUCGUUCGCUAACUUGGAAAAGGGGAAAGGAGAGGAGUACAAAAAAGGGAGAGUAAGUGGGUGAAAAUACACAGGAAAAUAAUCUGGAAACAAA
Aspergillus fijiensis CBS 313.89 is the source of this 504-nucleotide messenger RNA. RefSeq lists its product as uncharacterized. The transcript has 2 exons. The record is from RefSeq and is a predicted model, not a curated record. Bases 138 to 422 code for a protein of 94 amino acids. NCBI's taxonomy places the organism in Eukaryota, Fungi, Ascomycota, Eurotiomycetes, Eurotiales, Aspergillaceae.